AUGGCCUCCGCCGCUGCAGCGCCCGCCGGCACUUUCAUGCCAGGGACAAAGGUGCAGGUUGGAAGUCACCGUGUCGUCAUAGAGAAGUACCUCUCUGAGGGAGGCUUUGCGCACGUCUAUGUCGUCCGCCUCCCGCAACCCGUCGAUGACUCUGAAACUGCCGUGCUCAAGCGGGUCGCUGUUCCCGAUAAAGCGGCACUCGCGAAUAUGCGGACAGAAGUCGAGACGAUGAAGAAGCUAAAAGGGCACAGGCAUAUCGUUACCUAUAUCGACUCUCACGCUUCACAGCUACAAGGAGGCGGAUAUGAGGUGUUUUUGCUCAUGGAAUUCUGCGCCGGGGGUGGAUUAAUUGACUUCAUGAACACGAGGCUUCAGAAUCGGUUGACGGAAACCGAGGUGUUGAAGAUCUUCACAGACGUGGCGGAAGGUGUUGCUUGCAUGCAUUACCUCAAGCCUCCCCUCUUACACAGAGAUUUGAAGGUGGAGAAUGUGUUGAUUUCUCUCAACGGCUCGUCGUGUUUCUACAAGCUGUGCGAUUUUGGAUCAGCCGCCCCGCCACGCCCACCCGCUACCUCUGCUGCCGAGGGGCGCCUUAUCGAAGACGAUGUCCAGCGGCACACGACUUUGCAGUAUCGAAGCCCUGAGAUGAUUGAUGUAUACCGAAAGCACCCAAUCGACGAGAAGAGCGAUAUCUGGGCAUUAGGCGUUUUGCUAUACAAGCUUUGCUACUACACCACUCCCUUCGAAGAGGUUGGGCAGAUGGCAAUUCUAAAUGCCAGGUUCAAGUUCCCCGCAUAUCCGCAAUUUUCCGACCGGUUAAAACUGUUGAUAGCCUCCAUGUUGAAGGAACACCCUCAAAACCGCCCCAACAUCUACCAGGUUCUGCGUGAAGCUUGUCAUAUGCGAGGAAAGGAAGUCCCAGUCCGAGACAUUUAUUCCGGACGUUCGCAGUCCGAAGCGCGGCUCAACCAAAAGCUCCCAACGCCUGCCGAGACACCAAAAAUUGGUGCUGUAUUCUCCCCGCCCAUGCAGGAAACCCAGAUAAUACCUGAGAUUGCGCCGAUGAGGAGAGGGCGGCCAUCGAAACCUACUUCUGCUCAACAUUCAGCGAAACCGAGCCCCUCCCCUCUCCGAGCCGCGGCGGCUCAUGACCCAUUUGCUGCGCUUGAUGGUGGAGCCAAAUCGACGCAUCCUGACGAACUGUCCAGCAGGUUCCCAACACUGGACCAGUUUACCCUAAUUCAUGAGAAAAGCGGGAAAUUCGACUUCGAGCCCGCGGUGGCUGCUGACCAAAACGCCCCGACAGAAGACCUUUCCAAAAGAAUUACCAAUGCUCUUGCAGACGAUGCGUUUGUCAAGCCCGCUACUGUUCCUCCUUCCCGGAGUCCCGCACUGGCAGCACAGCCUGCAAAACCCCCGCGCCCGCUCACCGAGGAGAAAACGACUCAAGCCAACAUUCGCCCAUCUCAACAAGCACCAAUCUAUCAGCCUGUUCCUCAAAAACCAGCCAUGGUAUCCACCGGUACUAUGACAUCCCCAUCUCCACCACUACGACCUUCCGAUCAUACACCUCUUCCUUCUCGACCCACGAAUAGGCUACUAGAAGGGUCGCAUAUUAAACGCCAAUCAUGGGACCAUGGACUCAAUAUAUUGAACAAAUCGCGCGAGUUAUUGGGCCGGCGAUCCUCAAAAAAUCUAUCAUCAGAAGACCUUCCCAGAUCACCAGUGUCCUCACGUCCAUCCUUAGAAGGGUCGCGUCCAUCCGCGCUUGAUAUCAACGAGUCGUUGACCACUCGUUCUAAAUCCGCCAAUGCGAAAUCCCGGCCCUCUAGUGCAUAUAUCGGGUCUAAAGUUGAGUAUUUGCGAGACCGGGAUGGUUCUUCCUCCAAUUCUUAUGAUUCUGGCUCUCCACGGGAACCAAAUGAUGAUUCUGAGCUGUUGCGCCCGGUAAGGUCGGAAACAGACCGUAACAUUUCAUCUGACGUCGGCUACUUACGAGCGAAGGAGGAGGAAGAGCUGAGUCGAAAACAAGAAAAGCGUCUCAGCUCGGGAUCCAAACACAUUAAGCGAUCGAGUUUAUCAUCGUUAUCUCUAUCCGGGACCAAGACAUUAUUAGCUGGUCGUUUCGGGGAUGCAUUCCGUCGAUUUGAAAACAAUGCGUCUCAGGAACUUAAAAGCCCAUCUCUGGAAGACAGAAAUGCCGAGCUUAGUCCCAUUAUAGGAUCGGAGGUUGCCGAUAUGAGUGAUGAUGGUCGAGGAUUUAAUGAAGAGGACUUGUCACCUGAGACACGCCGGGAGCUUGAACGACGCCGAUUGUCCGAAGAAGAAAAGCGAGUGGCCGAUGCUGCAGCGGAAUAUCGACAGCGAGUGAGCGAGAAAGGAGGCCUGGGUGGGGCAGCCGAAGGGCCCAGGUCAUCAACAAUACAGAAUAAGGUCCAGUCUCUCUUCAAAGACACCUCCAAACCCUCGGUCAGAACUGCUUCGGGCUAUGUCGCCCUUCCCAGCCCGUCAUGGCCCCCGCCCGGCUGCACCUCCAAAGCCAAAGAGUUUACGAAGCCACGCUGA
Messenger RNA from Uncinocarpus reesii 1704, 2565 nucleotides. RefSeq names its product actin-regulating kinase 1. Gene Ontology annotation, molecular function: ATP binding; protein serine/threonine kinase activity. The record is from RefSeq and is a predicted model, not a curated record. Lineage: Eukaryota; Fungi; Ascomycota; Eurotiomycetes; Onygenales; Onygenaceae. Gene Ontology annotation, cellular component: cytoplasm. Gene Ontology annotation, biological process: protein autophosphorylation; peptidyl-threonine phosphorylation; actin cortical patch assembly. Bases 1 to 2565 code for a protein of 854 amino acids. The transcript is spliced from 4 exons.